AUGGCGAUACAGUAUCUCAUCUUGUUGUCCCGCCAAGGAAAAGUGCGCCUUGCCAAAUGGUUCACGACACUGUCUCCCAAAGACAAAGCCAAGAUCGUCAAAGAUGUGUCACAACUUGUCCUUGCUCGCCGAACACGCAUGUGCAACUUUCUAGAGUAUAAGGACACAAAGAUUGUAUAUCGCCGAUAUGCGUCCCUCUUCUUCAUUGCCGGCUGCUCGUCGGACGACAACGAGCUGAUUACUCUUGAAAUCGUUCACCGCUACGUCGAACAGAUGGACAAGUACUACGGCAACGUUUGCGAGCUGGACAUCAUCUUCUCCUUCACCAAGGCUUACUACAUACUCGACGAGCUGCUGCUCGCAGGCGAGCUGCAAGAAAGCAGUAAGAAGAAUGUCUUGAGAUGCAUAGGGCAGCAAGAUUCCCUAGAGGACAUGGAGGUUGAGGAUGAAGUUACCAAGCUCAUGUAG
This is a messenger RNA of Ustilaginoidea virens, 468 nucleotides long. RefSeq lists its product as uncharacterized. Gene Ontology annotation, cellular component: AP-1 adaptor complex; intracellular membrane-bounded organelle. The record is from RefSeq and is a predicted model, not a curated record. The coding region runs from base 1 to 468 and encodes 155 amino acids. Gene Ontology annotation, molecular function: clathrin-cargo adaptor activity. NCBI's taxonomy places the organism in Eukaryota, Fungi, Ascomycota, Sordariomycetes, Hypocreales, Clavicipitaceae. The transcript is spliced from 5 exons. Gene Ontology annotation, biological process: vesicle-mediated transport; protein transport.